Messenger RNA from Anolis carolinensis (green anole), 2999 nucleotides. It is a transcript of the gene mrap2, whose product is annotated as melanocortin 2 receptor accessory protein 2. The transcript is spliced from 7 exons. Gene Ontology annotation, biological process: protein localization to plasma membrane; regulation of adenylate cyclase-activating G protein-coupled receptor signaling pathway. Bases 452 to 1069 code for a protein of 205 amino acids. Gene Ontology annotation, molecular function: type 4 melanocortin receptor binding; type 1 melanocortin receptor binding; type 3 melanocortin receptor binding. Gene Ontology annotation, cellular component: plasma membrane; endoplasmic reticulum. The record is from RefSeq and is a predicted model, not a curated record. NCBI's taxonomy places the organism in Eukaryota, Metazoa, Chordata, Lepidosauria, Squamata, Anolidae.
CUGGGAGGGCGCGUCCCUGCGCCUUAUGAAUGAAUGAAUGACAGCAAGCAAACCAGCGGCUGCUCGUUUGCCUGGAGUGGCCAAGGCAGAUGACAGGCGCCCGGAGAAGUGGACCAGGAGGCGGGAAGGAGACCCGGACAGAGCAAUUAUUUCAUAAUAUUUCACGAGCAUUAGAUCAUGGGGAGAAUGCAGCUGAGGAACAGUAUAAUGGGAAGAAAAUCACCAUAGUUAGUCAUCUUUUCAAGGAGCAGCUUGAGAAACUGCAAGUCACUUCUGGUGUGAGAGAAUUGGCCAUCUGCAAGGACAUUACCCAGAGGAUGCCCAGAUGUUUUUGAUGUUUUACCAUCCUUGUGAGAAGCUUCUCUCAUGUUCCCGCAUGGGGAGCCGGAGCUGAUAGAGGGAACUCAUCCGCGGUCUUCCUGGAUUUGAACUGGCAACCUUCAGGCCAGAGAUGGCUGGACCUCGGUUUGUUUCCAACAGAACAUCCAAACAUGCUUUAUUAUCAAAUUCUGAUUACACUUGGGAGUAUGAAUAUUAUGAAUAUGAGCCAGUUUCCUUUGAAGACCUCAAGGCUCAUAAAUAUUCCAUUGUGAUUGGGUUUUGGGUUGGCCUUGCUGUCUUCGUCAUGUUUAUGUUUUUUGUACUCACCCUCUUAACAAAGACUGGAGCAUCACACCAGGAGAACACAGACUCUGCUGAAAAAAGGCUUUGCAUGAACAAUUUUGUGGCCGACUUUGGGCGACCGCUGGAUUCUAACAGGAUCUUUUCCCAGCAAGUUGCGGAAGAGUCCAGGUUGCUCUUCAAUUGUUACAUCAAUGAGCUUGAGAACGUAGGAGCAAAACCAUGCCCCAAAGUGCCAGUUACAGACAGUAACAUCCACUUCCAGGAAGUCAUGCAUACCAGGGCAAGGCUGGAAGAGGAGCUGCAUUGCCACACCAAGUUCAACAUCCCCAACUUUGUGAACACUGACCAGAGUUCCCUGGGUGAAGAUGACCUGCUGAUUUCUGAACCACCUAUAAUUUUAGAGAACAAACCAGUCAUUCAUGCGUCCCACUAUAUUCCUGACUGAAGAAAAUCUAUCUAUCUAUCUAUCUAUCUAUCUAUCUAUCUAUCUAUCUAUCUAUCUAUCUAUCUAUCAUCUAUCUAAUCAUCUACUUACCCAACUUCCUUUCAGUCUGGAAUUUCUUCUUUUAUAUUGCACCAGCGGUAGUCUGUAUUAAUAGAAUAUAUUUCAUCUCCAGAUCCCCUUGUAUGCUUCAAGUAAAAGGUCCUAUCAUCACAAAUGAAUGGGAAGAAGGAAGAAGCAGCUAAUCAUUCUCCCCUGCCCCCCACCAGAAAAAACAACGAAACAAGAAAACGCUUACAACUGCAGGUGCAGUGAGUUAAAUUGCUGAGCUGCGGAACUUGCUGACUGAAAGGUCGGCGGUUCGAAUGUGGGGAAUGGGGUGAGCUCCCGCUGUUAGCCCCAGCUUCAGCCAACCUAGCGGUUUGAAAAUAUGCAAAUGAGAGUAGAUCAAUAGGUACCACUCCGGCGGGAAGGUAAUGGUGCUCCAUGCAGUUAUGCUGGCCAAAUGAUCUUGGAGACAUCUAUGGACAAUGUUGGCUCUUUGACUUAGAAAUGGAGAUGAGCAACACCCCCCAGAGUCAGACACGACCGGACUUAAUACCUUUACCUUACCCAAUGGCAAGGCUGCUCUUGCAUAAAGGAUUCCUGAGUGAAUAACCUGACACUUGAGAACUUUGAUUCCCUCAGAUAAGGAGCAGCUAUGCCUGAUUUUUUCCAAUUUCAUCAAGAAAUCAAAUAUCUUUGUCUGUUUUGUUUUUAUAGAAGCAAACCUUAAGAGUGUAUGUGUGUGAAAGAGAAGCCCUGCAUCUUUUUAUCUGUAAACUGACAGGUAUAAUAGUUUUUCAUCCAAGCCAAUAAUUUCCCCUGACCAUGUAAUUUCAGUGAUAAUCAAUAAAAGACCUGAAUUUCUGGAUUUCCAAAUCUUUAUUUGGAUUUGGUGCUUACGACGUGGUGCAAAUUGAUCUGAAAAAGUUGGCUUUUUGGAAGGGCCUAAUGAUGGUUGGUGCUCAUCCCCAAUAUUCAGACCCAUUGUUCUCAUAUGUGAACUAAUUGAUGUCUUUGUUCUACUUAACAGGUUAAACAAGGAAAAAUGAAGCAAUGGUUUAAUAGGUUUCAGUGUGUUGCUUGUUUCUUUAAACCUAUCUUGAACCAAGACUGUAAUUAAUAGAUAUAAGUUAUUCCAUCAAAAUCUGCUGAUGAAUUUGUCAAUUAAAAGGAAAACCAGCUUUCCACAAAUUUUAACCCUAUUUUUAAAAUCCAAGAAAACAUUUCCUAGGAAUUUCUAGGCCACCCUGGCUGAUUAAAGAUCUUCAGUUCUAGCAAUGUCAUUUAGUCUUUGAUUUAGUCCUGAAGAUGGGACCCUAAUUAAUUUUUGGGAUCUAUAUAACAUGAGGAGCCCCGGUGGUGAAGUGUGUUAAAGAACUGAGCUGCUGAACUUGCAGACUGAAAGGUCCCAGGUUCAAAUCCCGGGAACGGCGUGAGCGACCGCUGUUAGCUCCAGCUUCUGCCAACCUAGCAGUUCGAAAACAUGCCAAUGUGAGUUGAUCACUAGGUAUCGCUCCGGCAGGAAGGUAACGGCGCUCCAUGCAGUCAUGCCAGCCACAUGACGUUGGAGGUGUCUACAGACAACGCCGGCUCUUCGGCUAAGAAAUGGAGAUGAGCACAAAUCCCCAGAGUCAGACAUGACUGGACUUAACUUCAGGGGAAACCUUUACCUUUUUAUAUAUAACAUGAUAUUUGCAUCAAUACUAGAUCGUUUCAGUACCAUAUCUCCCUGAAAUAUUCAUAUUCUUUUUUUUUAAAGAAUCUGAAUGUUAACUGCAACUAUGUUUGUUUUGUGUGUUUAUACUCAGUGAAGACCUUGCCAGAUCGUAAAAGUUUGUUUCAAGUAUUUAAAGCCUGAGUCCAGUAAAGAUAUGCACCAGAACCCUGA